UAUCAUGAUAGACACCCAGGAAAAAAACUCGGAGAAAACAUAGUGGAAGGAAGCUUCCUUAUAUCUGACAUAUGUUCAAAUGACGCAUUAUAGCGCACAAAAAUAGCACCCCGAGCAAAAAAUAGCAUCCCGGCAUGCUCGAUCACAUGCUUAAUUCUUAGCUUUGUCCUAGUUUCUAUCCUCGUUCCUCUCCUGAGCGCGAGUGUAGCACACAAUUUCGGACCGUCUUGGACGCCAUCUUUACUGCCCCCAGGCAUAACGGUUUGUCUUCUCAAGGAUAAAUAGGACGAAUACACUGAUAUUCGGUUUUGGGUCCAAAAGAGCUCCACCGCAAUGCAACCAAUCCCUUGUCUCUCCGUCGAGGAUCAGUAAUGCUUCACGACGAUUGCAUCGGUGAGGGACUCUCAAGCCCCAUAGCUGCUCAAAUUCUUGAUUUCUGCGAUGACGGCCUAGGUGAUGAUCUCUUCGCUGCAGUGGCCACUACCUCCGAGCAAUUUGCAGCCUCUUCCGAGGAUGGUUCAUCGUCGUCCACAGCCACACCUCCCCUCUGCAGCAACAGCAAUGACAUCACAGCUGUUGCAGACACAGCUUUCUCCCCAUUACUCUCCUUCGACUCCACCCUCUCAGCCUUCCUUGAGCAAGAGCAAAACCCUGACCAGGACACCAAGCUACUUCCCUCCAUUGAUGAAACCUUUACUGCACCAGCAUACUAUCCAGCUGCCACCGAGGCCAACAUAGAACAAUUCAGCCAAAUAAUGGUUCCAGAGCAUACAGAUGCACCAAUGCCCCCAAUGCAAACAAACAGGACUGCCAAUGCCUUGCUGCCUCUAGCUUCAGGGUAUGACGACGAGUGUUUCACAGCAGCACUAGCUGGAGGGUACAUGGGUCUGGAUGGAACUCUGUAUGACCAAACAGGAGUAAUGAUUCCAAAUUGCAAUGUGGAGACACCACAAGUAGGAUUUUUCAACCAUAAUAGUACUAGUAACAAUGGUAUGGUGAUGGAUUUGAAUAAUUUUGGAGAGUACCAGAGGAUGAUGGAAGGUGAAGGACUGACCAGAACAUAUAGCGACACAGAUUCGAUGCAUGGGGCGUUUAAUAACGCUGCAGAGAUGCAGAUGGGAGAAAACACCCAGCACAUGGUAACUGGAUGCAAUGAUAGCCCACUAACGUUGCCUUCAACAGAAGGCUCAAGCUUGGAAGAUACCCCCUACAAAGGUGUGCGUCUAACAGCUGAACAGAGAAAGGAAAAGAUCUCCAGGUACAUAAAGAAAAGGAACGAAAGGAACUUCAGCAAAAAAAUAAAGUACGCUUGUAGAAAAACCUUGGCGGAUAGCAGGCCUCGGGUCCGCGGAAGGUUUGCCAAGAACGACGAACUCUGUGAAGCUACCAGAUCAAGCUCCCAAGAUUUUGAACAAUAUGAACAUGUUGUGGGAAUGAAGGGAGAAGACAUGCUUGAUUCUUCCAAUAUUUUGGCACAUUUGAGUGGAAUGAACCCUUACGGCUAUAAGUACAACAGCACUGUGGAAUCCUGGAUAUAAUUCUCAUAAACACACAAAUUAAAGUGUGUUUUCCUUUCAAUUGUGCAAGCAUUAAACACAGUUUUCCCUUGCUCCCAGUAAAUAAGACUGAUGCUUUAGAAGCUCUAUUCGCAAGAGAAGUGCUUAGGUCAAGUUAUUGUUUCUGCACACUACUGAUUUGUAAAUAGAAUUGUUUCCUUGUCAUAAUAGAGAUAACAAGUUUCAAGAUU
This is a messenger RNA of Oryza sativa Japonica Group (Japanese rice), 1747 nucleotides long. RefSeq lists its product as uncharacterized. Gene Ontology annotation, biological process: regulation of flower development. The record is from RefSeq and is a predicted model, not a curated record. Gene Ontology annotation, molecular function: DNA-binding transcription factor activity; protein binding. Gene Ontology annotation, cellular component: nucleus. NCBI's taxonomy places the organism in Eukaryota, Viridiplantae, Streptophyta, Magnoliopsida, Poales, Poaceae.